This is a messenger RNA of Stylonychia lemnae, 2319 nucleotides long. Lineage: Eukaryota; Ciliophora; Spirotrichea; Sporadotrichida; Oxytrichidae. The record is from the annotation of a GenBank genome assembly.
AUGAGUGAGGAGUUAUCAGUGUCGGUUAACAGUGGGGGCUUCCCAAGAAUUGUAAACAAAGCUGUAUUCAAAGAGGCUUAAGAAGCUUCCGUUGUGAACGAAGGAAGACAUUCAUAGAUAUCUUAUAUUCCAACUUAGCAGGAUAAGCAUAAUACUUUCGAAUCUGAAUGUAAUCUUUAAUAACAUAAAACUGUAACUUUAGAACAAAUGGUUACUUCUUCAGAUGAUGUUAUUGAUUUUAGUAAUCAGAGACUUGUAGCUGAAAUGCAAAAAAGAAUAUAAGACCAAAGAUAAAUUCUCACACACAGGAAUUAACUAUUGGAUGCUCUCUAGAAAAACUUUUCUAUUCUUUAAACUCUUUGUCACAACCAGAAAGAGGAAAAUAGGUUUUACAAAAAGAAUAAUGAUAAGCUUAAGAAUGAAAAUCAAUUCAUGCAAAGUAAAUUGCAGGAAUUAGAGAAGCUAAAAUCCUUUAUGGAAGCUGAGACUUUGAGAUUUAAGGAAGCAGAACAGAAGUUCAAGAAAAUUGCAGAAGAAAACUCUUUCAUGAAAAUGUAGAUGGAGAGUCUGAACAGAUAACUUGAUAGAAAGAUCAAAGAACUAAACGAAGCAGAUUUUCAAAUGAAAUUAAUGAAGGCAGAGAAUCAGCAACUUAAAAAGGAGAUAGGGGAGAUAGAUGAUAAAUAUAGAGACAACCUUAAGGAAUAUUCAGUCAUGGAGGAUAAGAUUACUAACUAGCUUAUGCAAAUUAUGAAACUGUAGGCUCUAGCUGACGAACAAAAAGAGCAUCUCUUUGAGAAUGAGAAUGAAAUGUUCCUCAUGAAUAAUAAAAUCAAUUCUUUAGAUGAGGAAUUAAGAAAUACAAAUGAGCUCUACGACUAAAAGCAAUAUGAACUUGAUGCUAAGGAAAGAGAAUUAAAAAUUGCUUAUGACAAAAUAUAGGAACUUGAAUACAAUAACCUCCAGUUAACUAAGUAGGUGGAGCAGCAAUUGAAAUAAGAGAAAGACCUUGGGGAAAGAUACAGAAAGCUCUAAGAUGAUUUUAGUGCUAAAAUGGCUGAGUGGAAGCGAAAAGAAGAGAUACUAGGAGAAGAAAUUUUAGUCCUUAAGAUGAGCAAUGGUAAGCUUAUUGCUGACUUGGAGGAAUUCAAAGAGAAGUAGGAUAUAUAUAUGGCUUAAAAUGCAGACACAGUCUAAGAGCUGAAAGAAGAAAUGGAUCAUCUCAAGAAUUAGCUAAAUGAUGUCAAUGAGGAAAAUUAUGCCCUAAACAAGGAACUCACUGAAACUAAGAUCUUUAAUCAGAGAGAGGUUUAAGAUUUAAGGUAAUAGCUGGACACUGUUAGGACAGAUCUUGAAUUCGAGCUGAAUGAUAAGAAGGCUGAGCUAGAGGAGGUUAAGGACAGAGUGAAUACAUUAUUUGUUCAGAUCAGAUAGAGUGAAAAUCAAAUCGAGGCCUACAAACUAUAAGCUGAGACAAAAUAAAAGGAAGCAGCUGAAAGUAAUGACCUUAUGUAGAAAUAUAGGAAGGAUAAAAAUGAUAUAGAAAUUGAACUCAUUGAUCUUAAGUCCAUUUCUAAGGAUCUUUAGGAGUAAGUUGAUAAGUUUAAAAAGGAGUAGAAAUCUAUUGAGGAUAGAGAAAAAGCUAAAGUUCAGUUCCUUUUAGACUAAAAAGAUGAGGAAUUGUUAAGAGUAAAGGGAAUGAUAGGGGCUAAGGACUUAAAAAUAGAAGAAUUAAACGAUGAUAUCGGGCAAAGGGAUAGUACCCUAGCUGAAAAAUCUGCUCAUAUAUUUAAGAUAGAAUAAGAGUUGGCUGAAACUAAGCUUAAUCUAAGUUAUGUUGAAAGAGAUUUCAAGAGACAAGAAGAUGGAAUGGGCUCUAAAUUGAAGGAAAUGGACAAAUUAUACAAAGAAAAUGAAACUCUGAGGGAAGAACUUUCAAAUUUCUAAAAGAAUUAUGAUUUUGAGGAUAUUGAGUAAAAACUUUCACAUUAUAAGGAAAAGGAUGAGGCAAUUGAUAGAUUAUUUGAGAUAGUUUAAGAAAUCUGGAAUUCCAUGGAUAAUGCUUUUAGUUGUUCCAUUUGCUCAGAUGUAAUGAAUAAUUCUGUUAUUACAAUCGCUUGUGGCCACUCAUUCUGCUUUGAUUGUGUUGAUUAGAGAUAGGAAUAUAAGGAUAGAUGUCCAUAGUGCCAUGUUAAGAUCAGCGGAACUAUGGCUAAUUUUGUGAUUGACGAACUGCUUAAGAGAUAUAAAGAGAAAAAGGCUUUGAUUGUAGAGAUUACAAAAAGUGAGAUUUUUAAGAAGAAAAAGGAAUAGCAGUGA